CUUUUAUACUGCACGGUUUCUGUCGAUCAAAGCUGAGCAUAGGUAAAUCAGCUAGGGCCUGGAAUAACAAAGCAGCAAAACAACAAUGAGUUCCUCCUCCACAGCUCUUCGAGAACUGCAGCGGGACCUCGAAAACAAAGCUAACGAUCUCAGCAAACUCCAAAAAGAUAUAGCGAAGAACCAUCAAGUCAGGAAGAAGUAUACUAUUCAGUUGGGGGAGAACGAGCUAGUCCUCAAGGAGUUGGAUUUAUUAAAAGAGGAUGCAAAUGUGUACAAGUUGAUCGGUCCAGUGCUUGUUAAGCAAGAUUUAGCAGAGGCUAACGCCAACGUUCGUAAGAGAAUAGAGUACAUCUCUGCUGAACUGAAGCGGCUUGAUGGAUCUCUUCAAGAUUUGGAAGAGAAGCAGCACAGCAAGAGAGAAGCGAUAUUGAAGGUGCAACAGACGAUUCAAUCUCAUCAAGCAGGAAAAGCCAAGGCUUAGCCCUUCGUCAUAUUUUUGUCAACACCUCUGUUGGAGCUACAAUCUAGUGUUCUUGAACCAUUGUUGUAAAAGCUACAGUGUGUAGUUUCCCCUUUAACAUCUAAUAGUCAUGACAGGAUCAUAAGUUGUUCUAAGCAAUGCAUUCUCUGGCUUUUCGGUUAUAUUGAUAAUAAUUACCACUUAAA
Molecule: messenger RNA, 666 nt
Organism: Hibiscus syriacus
Lineage: Eukaryota; Viridiplantae; Streptophyta; Magnoliopsida; Malvales; Malvaceae
Product: prefoldin subunit 6-like
Exons: 6
Coding region: 86-481 (131 amino acids)
Biological process (GO): protein folding; chaperone-mediated protein complex assembly
Cellular component (GO): prefoldin complex; cytoplasm
Molecular function (GO): protein-folding chaperone binding
Source: RefSeq, a predicted model, not a curated record